This is a messenger RNA of Pseudophryne corroboree (corroboree frog), 659 nucleotides long. Its product is annotated as heat shock protein 30C-like. The transcript has a single exon. Gene Ontology annotation, biological process: response to heat; protein refolding; negative regulation of apoptotic process. Bases 117 to 659 code for a protein of 180 amino acids. Lineage: Eukaryota; Metazoa; Chordata; Amphibia; Anura; Myobatrachidae. Gene Ontology annotation, cellular component: cytoplasm; nucleus. The record is from RefSeq and is a predicted model, not a curated record.
AGGAGCCGGAGCUGGGACUGGCUGCAGCACUGAGCAGCAAGAAAGCCGACACUGAGACACAGGCAGAUUAUCUCCAGCUGAUCUGUGACCAGAAGCUCCAGGAAAAUCAGCAGAAGAUGUUUCCUCUCAGCCUCCUCCAGACCUCGCACAGCCCUCUGUGUCCCUGCAGUGAGCCUGCACUCACCCUCUGGCCAGCUACAUGCCUCAUCUAUAGCCAGCUGGAAGAUGACAUGCUGAGGCUGAGGAAGGAGAUGGAGAGGAGAGUGCAGCGUGUCAGCCAGGCUUGUCAGCUCCUGGCUCAGGACAUGGACAUGAGAAGAAGAGCAGCUCAGAGCACACACUCUGCAGGCACUGAGAUCACCUCUCCCAGGACAGGCAAAGAGGGGAAGGGAAACUUUGAGCUCACCCUGGACGUGAGGCCCUUUUCUCCUGAGGAGCUGACAGUGACAACAGAAGGACGGAGACUGAUUGUGACAGGGAAACGGGACAAGAAACAGGAUAGUGAGACCGAUGGCUACUUCCAUGAGUACAGAGAGUGGAGGAGAGAAGCUGAGCUCACAGAGGAUGUGAUACCUGAGGCCGUGCUGUGCUCUCUCUCCAAGGAUGGGCAUCUCCACUUCCAGGCUCCUCGUCUGGCACUGCCAGCUGGGAUUAGGUGA